Molecule: messenger RNA, 2011 nt
Organism: Macrosteles quadrilineatus (aster leafhopper)
Lineage: Eukaryota; Metazoa; Arthropoda; Insecta; Hemiptera; Cicadellidae
Product: facilitated trehalose transporter Tret1-like
Exons: 6
Coding region: 184-1650 (488 amino acids)
Biological process (GO): transmembrane transport
Cellular component (GO): membrane
Molecular function (GO): transmembrane transporter activity
Source: RefSeq, a predicted model, not a curated record
UUACAGAGAUACCUUCAGCAAAGAGGGCCCUCCAAUCUGAUGUUUAAUGUUAAAAUGGAAAAUAACUGCCAAGAAGAAUGAUAUAGGGAAAGAUAAAGUCAAAAGUUACAGAGAUACCUUCAGCAAAGUGGGCUGUGGAAAGAGAACUCUUACUUGGAGAGUUUGUGGGAGAGGAAUGAUAACAUGGGAGAAUCAAAGUAUAGCCCAGUCCCAGUGGAGUUAGUCACCAUGACAGCUGGCUCUAGCAGAGCUCAUCUCUACCAGUCUGCAUUUAUUUUGAACCUGAUCUACCUGAUGUGUGGGACAAUGUUUGCCUGGUCCUCUCCAAUUCUGGUAAAGUUGUCGCACCUGGAUGACGCUGAGGGAAGCGUGGUGACAUCCAUGCUAGCUCUAGGCAGUGUGCUGGGUCCAGUGGUGUGUGGUGCAGUGGCAGACCUGCUGGGACACAAGGGCUCUGUAGUGCUCUGCAUGACGCUCAUGACACUCUCCUGGCUGCUGCUGACGCUCUUCCCAGGUCUGGUGAUGCUGAGUGUCGGCCGCUUCAUUGCGGGUGUCUCUGUAGGGAUAGCAUUCACUGCUCUUCCGACUUAUAUAGCAGAGAUAUCUGAGGACUCAGUGAGAGGCCUGUUGAACACUCUCAGUCAGACGUUCUGCUGCUCUGGUAGUCUCAUGAUGUACACGGUCGGUCCGUUUGUCAGUUAUGCAACCCUCCACUACAUCGUGCUGGGACUGUGUGGUCUAUUUUUCAUACUGUUUCCCUUGCUUCCCAACUCACCGUAUUUUCUUAUUAUGAAGAAGAAUGACAUAAAACAGGCUAGAAACACUCUUACCUGGCUGCGAGGAUACAAGUCUGAUUCUUUGUGUGAAUCAGAGCUCCAAUUAAUUCAGGUUACCAUUAGCCAGAGUUUGAAGGAGAAGGGUACAAUAAGCAUGUUGUUCUCCACAAGUGGGAACCGGCGAGCUCUUGCCAUUUGCUGCAUUCUCCUAUGGCUACAGCAAAUCUCAGGGAUAUCUAUCAUUGUUUGCUAUGCAGAGAAGAUCUUCCAGAUGACAGGGUCAACAAUCUCCUCCAGCACAUGCUCCAUAGUGAUUGGUCUCAUCAUGACGGUAUCCGGCUUCAUCUGCCCUGUUGUAGUCAAGUACUUUGGUUAUAAAAAACCCCUUCUAAUCUCAUCAUCUGGAAUGGCUUUUGGAAUGGGAGGUCUUGGUGCGUUUUUCUUGCUUAAAACAAACCACUUUGAAAUCGACAACAUAACUUGGCUUCCUCUACUUAGUGUUGUUUUAUACAUCUUCUUCUUCAAUAUUGGGUUGGCAAACAUUCCCUGGGCCUUGUCAGGAGAACUAUUCCCUAGCAAUAUCAAGUCAUACGCUACGACUAUCAUCGCCUCUAGCAGCGGUGUUGUGGCCUUCCUGACAACCAACUUGUUCCCAGACAUGGUCAACCUUCUCGGGCUGGACUUCUUGUUCAUGUCUUGCUCCUUCGCAUGUAUCUUCACUGUGGUUUUUGUAUCACUUGUUGUCCAGGACACAAGUGGACUUUCCUUCCAAGAAAUACAACUCAUUUUAAAUGGAGCUAAGAGAAAAAACUUAGAAGUCAAACCAUCCAGUAUGAGGAAUUGUGAAAUAGUAAUUAACUCAACGAUCGCGUAAAGAUCGUACAUGAGUUGCUUACUCUUCUUUACCUAUGAUCGUUUGUAAAACUUCAGUUACCAACUGUAACUGUUGGUUAGCAAAUUGUUUAUUCUUUUUAGGUUAUGUGUGAGUUUCCAUUCCAGCGGAAGUCGGCAGAUCAACAAUUUAAUUGGUCGCUACCAACUGAUAAGUUGGCGUUUGAAGCAUUACAAUUUUAUUUCUUUUCUCUCAAUCCUUGAACCCCAUUGGCUGGUUACUUUACCACACUAGUGAUGCUAAGUAAUCAAUGCGGUAAAGUGUUUUCAAUUCUAAAAAUUGAAUUGUAAAGGCUAGUUAAAAAACGGUCGUAGGUAAAUUUAUUUUUUGGACUUUUAAGUCA